Molecule: messenger RNA, 1328 nt
Organism: Drosophila takahashii
Lineage: Eukaryota; Metazoa; Arthropoda; Insecta; Diptera; Drosophilidae
Gene: grk
Product: gurken
Biological process (GO): epidermal growth factor receptor signaling pathway
Molecular function (GO): epidermal growth factor receptor binding; receptor ligand activity
Source: RefSeq, a predicted model, not a curated record
CCUUAGUCUCUUUCCCGACGUGCGCGCAACAAGACCUAGAAUCACAGUGGAGCAGAGAAGAGCCCGCUUCCCGCGCUUGCCGCCCACUAAAUUAACCAAAUAAUUAGCUCGAUACAUAAUAUGAUUCACGAGUCAUUAUAGUAAUUAUAAUGUCGAAGCCUUUCCCAGGCGACAUUGCUGCUCCAUAAAAUCCACAAGGAGAUGCAAGUGUGUAGUAUGUUUCUGCUUCUGUUGCGACGCCAAAUUGCAUUUGCGGCCAGCACGCCGCCGCUCGAUCCCUAGAUCGCUUUGACCCUUCUCCAUUGACUCACUUUUCCUAGUGGUGGACAAUCGGUCCGCCCACCUGAUUUUUUUUCGGAACGCCAAACAAGCGUUUUCCAAUGAUGCAAAUCCCAUUUACUCGGAUAUUUGAAGUAAUUUUCGUGCUGUCAACAAUUGUCGCCGUUACAGAUUGUUGUUCGAGCCGGAUCUUACUGCUCCGAGAGCAUACGCUGAAAAUUGUGCAGCAUCAGCACAGCCACAUGCACGAGCAUGCCCACGAGCUGCAGCAGCAGAUCCAGGAGACUGCGGUUGAGUUGCUCAAUCGCCUGGAGCUGCAGCGCAAGCAGCUGGAGAAUUCCGAACAGGAGGAGGCGGCGGCCGAGCAGCUGCAUCCCGAAACGGAUCCCAAACCGGAGACGGCUACCCAACAGCCAGUUGUGGACGACUCUGGGGUCGGUGAUCCUGACGAGGAAACAGAUACAGAUUUUCUGGGAUCCAGCACUGCAGACUGGUUGUCCAGCGGUAGCAGCACACCAAUCGCCGCCUCCGAGACUGUGACCACACCCCAAACCGUCACGCACACUGGGGAACCGCCACCUGACCAGAGCUCCACCAGUCCGCCCGAAACCAGCACACCAAGCGCAGUGGACAAGGAGACCGAGAUUCAGAUGCUGCCCUGCAGCGAAGCCUACAACUCGAGCUUCUGCCUGAACGGCGGCCACUGCUUCCAGCAUCCGAUGGUCAACAAUACAGUCUUCCACUCGUGCCUCUGUGUGAACGACUACGAUGGUGAGAGGUGCGCCUACAAGAGCUGGAAUGGUGACUACGUCUACACGCCCACUCCAGUGCAGCGGAAGGUCCGGAUGGCGCAGAUCGUCUUCUCCUUCCCCGUUCUCAUCAUGCUGUCCUCGCUCUACGUGCUCUUCGCAGCCGUCUUCAUGCUCCGCAAUGUGCCGGACUAUCGCCGGAAGCAGCAACAACUACACCUGCACAAGCAGCGCUUUUUUGUCAGAUGCUGAGAGACACCGACCUCCGAAAAUAGGAGAGGUGGUCCUCCUCUGGAUUUU